AGAAAAAGAGAAAGAGAAAUAGAAUUAAAAGAACGAAACCUUAAUUCCUGAGUCAUUUGUGAUUGUAUUUAUAGGACCACUUUAACAUACAUAAUACUUCUACAUUAUAUGACUGCUAAUCAUACUAAUUUGCACUAAAUAAUCGAGCUGAAAAAUUUUCUUUUCAGGCCAACGAAUUGGAAGAUAAUUAUUGAAAUAUAUGGACCACCUGGGGAAUUAUAUUUGGCAUUUGGUGGUUUAUCAAAGCCGGAGGAGGGCCCAUGCAAAGUUGUACCCAAAUGUAGGAUGCACAAAAAAUUAAUAUAGGAUGCUAGAAAGGAAAUCCUUGUGCAACUUGCAUAUAUAUCAGAAGUCUAUUUCUGCCCCCCCCCCCAUGGAAAAACACAGUACUUUCACCUUUUUUUUAAAGAAAAGUGGUUAGUAAACUUUCCUUUUUCACAUGACACAUCCAGUUUUCAGAAUUUCUUUUGGAAAAGCCACUUUUUAGUAACUGCAAAACGCAGCAUCAACACUGAACUUAGGUAUGCGUUUGACACUGCGUUAUCUUUACCCCAUACUAUCUUUAACCCCGGACUAUCCUUAUAACCCCAUGCUAUCUUUUUUUGGAUUCACACUGUCUUUCUUAACCCCAUACUAUUUUCUUAGCAGGGGUCAACGCCUUCACCCCGGACUAUCACAUAGCUCAUGAAUACUGAUGAUUUUACCGGGCAGAGUGCGAUUAACGUGCAAUUUUGACUUAUGUGAUUAGCUAAUGCUUUAAUAGCCCCACUUUUCAUUAGCCCAGUUUCGUUCACACUGCAUCUCUAAGCACCGCGAUUGUGCUGCUAGCAUCACAAUAAGCCGGCUAACCCUGCUUUUUUGCAGGGCCAGAUAGUACCGUACUAUUUACCGUGCUAGCCCACUUUGCUAAAACGUAGUGUGAAAACGAAGCGGGCUAAGCUUAACCCCGGGAAAUUGGUGGGGCUAAGACCCCCCUUAGCCCCACCAACUUCCAGGGGUUAAGCAAAAAAAAGUAUAGUGUGAAAAGCAAAUAUGUUUCACAUGGAAAAACGCAGUAUCUACAUUUGCACAAGUUUAGGAUAUUAAGCAUACUAUUUUAUUCUUUCAAAGUCCUCGAAAAAAAUAUUUCUUAAGUAUUCCUUUAUCGUCAAUUGCAGAUUGUGUAUGUGCCUAUUUCAGGCCCCAAGAAACCCCACAAAAGUUGUUGUAUUUUGAGAUAUUGACGUAUUUAGAUUUGAAGCGAAUGCUCAGUUUCCCAGUGGAAAAACGCAGUAUCUACAGAUGAAUAACAUGUUACUUAAAUUCAUAUUUAUCAUAAAUUACUCAGUCGAUAUUGCUUCACUACCAAAAGAAUGUACAUAUGUAAUUAAAGGGAAAAUAAUAGCUUAGAUGCAUGGAGGGCGCCCUUUACCAAGAAGGACGCCCUCUGUGGUAAUUUUACUACAGAGGGCAUGAUUUGUAGAGGGUGCACUGAUCUGUAUUGCCCCCAGAGUUUCUAAGCUAGUAAAUACACAAAAAUCUAAGUACAAACUCAAAAGUUAUAAAAGAUAAACACAGCAACUCGGGAGACUUGUUAAUUGCAUUCUUUACAAGAAUGUUUUGUGUAAUUUUUUAAAACCAUUUUGGGGACUUUAUCACAGAGAGCGCCCUUGUUAGUAGAGCGUGCCAUUCGUGUUUCUAAGCUAUUAUUUUUCCCUUGACUUACACAUUGAUUCGUUAUUUUAUUGUAAUGAAAACUGAAUGGAAUUCUCUUUUCUUCUGUAGAUACUGCGUUUUUCCAUGGGGAAACCGUGCAUUCGGUUUGAAUUUCCCCAAAGUAUCUACAUUUUCUUCAAAAAAAUAGAGGAGGUAUACAGAAGCGAUAAAGAAAAGAACCCCAAAAUGAGGAGGAGGUUAUAUGGAAGAAAGAGGGCAGACAGAGAGAUAAGGAGAGAAUGAAGGGUAAAAGAAGAUAAAGCCACGGGAGAACGACAAAGGAUUAAAGGCUAUGAGGCAGACAAAUACAGAGUAAGAGAGGACAAGGGAAUAAGGGCAAAUUACUUGUAAUAAAGUGGAAAUAUAUAACAUCCAUGCAAGCUGAAAUGUUGACAUUGAGAUUAAAUGAUGACCUUGGACUGAUUUAUAAUAACUUUAUCGAAAAUAGGAGCGAUAAAUGAGGCCUCGUAUCCUAUCUGUUUAUUAUAUCCACAACGUACAAAGGUCAAAAAUUAUAUUCCAAAUUAUCAAUAUUGCUUUGUUGGCCGUUUGUGUGUUCAAGGUCAAUGGUUACUGACACCAAGAUAGCACCUCCCUGUGUUAUACUCUAUGUGGUUUUUUUCUCUUCAGAACUUAUCGUUUCUUAAAUACGUUAGCGCAACUCGUUAGUUUGUAUUUUUCUCUCACUUAACCAAAAAUGGCCGAUUCUGAAGAAGCCCCGGUUAAAAUAAUCGCUUGGGUCUUGCCAAGAACCAUCUCCACGGCUCUAUGCAAGUGUCUGAGUGGCGUUGAAGGAAUCGAGAUUUGGUUUGAACGGUUUACACGAGCGCACUUUAUGAAGAAUGAGUAUGAGAGUCAGACUGGCAAUAAAAUGCCCCUGGAAUAUGAGGGCAGUGAAGAGCAGGUACGGGAGGCUGCCAAGUUGUUUGGACGUCUCAUUGGUACUGACGUAGUCCCCCAAAAAGCGGUAUACGGAGACGUAAAGAAGAACAUUGAACGAUCCACUAGCAAGUAUAUAUUUGCCAAAGAAGGGUAUCUCGCUUUUGAAGACAAGGCAACUCGACCAUACCUACCAUCCGGAUUCAAACACGUGUUCUUCAUUCGGGAUCCUUACAGAUUGUACACUUCCUACAGAAUAGCCAUGUACAAACAUCUCACAAACGUUGGUAUCCGGACGGGGGAUCCCGACGACGAGGAGGCCUUCGACAUGGAAUACGAUGACCCAAUGGCGAAGGCAAACAAUUUUUACAGCGGAACCUUAGAAUUCUUGAAAUACAUUCGUGACAACCUGGACCCCAACCCAAUUGUCAUCAACACAAACGAUCUGUUGGCCAACCCUGCGAAGGUGCUGAAGAAGUUCUGUCACCUGACCGGUCUUCCCUACAGUGAUUCACUACUUCAUUGGGAUGCCUCUCCGGACAUCACCAAGACCUGGAAGACAGCGAGCGACGACAUCAUCAAGUUGUCCAAUGCAUUUUUUGAAACGGCAGUCUUCUCAGACGGGUUCCUCCCGCUAAAACCAACGGUUCAAGUAGAAAAGAUGCCACGGGAUGUUAUCAGACUAUCCAAGCAAGCUAUGCCCUAUUACGAAGAACUGAACAAGAUGAAAAUAUGAAUACAAAAUCUGAAACAUUAAUUAACAAAUGAAAGGGUGAAAGAAAUUAUUUUCUUUAGAUAAAACCCAUUCGAAAGAAUUGAGCAAUAUUGAAUGCACAUAAUGUUUAAAAUGAGAAGACCUACAAAAACAAUGAAAAGGAUGAGUUUUUUCGGUGGAAAAAAUCACACAAGUUAUAAUUUAAAUUACUCUCAAAUUACUCUCAAGUAUAAGUUGAAUGAUAUGCAGUUGUCCCCGUGUAGACUUAUAAGCCACAAUAGUUAAAAUGACAUUCAAAUAGCAUGAAUAAAAAAGUUCUGUGUACACUUUGUCACUAUGAUGUUUGGGCAAUAUUUAAUUGACAGUGCAUGUCUGUUUUAGUGUGUUCAGGAAAAAUAGCUAGGUCAGUAAUAAAACAUUUGCCGCCCUUCUCUCGCUCUUUAUAUGCAAUGCAUGCUAUAUGGAACUGGCAAUGCUACUAAUAAAUGACAAGUCAACCCCGAAAAAAAUAAUAUUUGAAUAAAAAGAGAAAAAUAAAAAAAGCGUAACACUGAAAAUUUCAUCAAAAUCGGAUGUAAAAUAAGAAAGUUGUGACAUUUUUAGGUUUCGCUGAAUUUCAGAACACAGUUCUAUGCAUAUCCUAGUCAGAAUGCAAAUGAGGCGACUGAUGACAUCACUUACUCACUAUUUCUUUUGUAUUUUAUUAUUUGAAAUAUGAAAUAUUUUCAUUUUCACCCUUUGUCCUGUGAAACAAAGUUUAAUUCCUCCCUGAACAUGUGGCAUUACCAUUGUUAUAGCAUGUAUGGUUCGGUUAAGUUGGUUCUCAAUGUCAAAUUGGUAAAAAUAGAAAUAUUGUAUUAUUCAGACAAUAAAAAAAAAUAAAAAGUGAGUGAUGGACGUCAUCGAAUCUCUCAUUUGCAUGACACUGAGUUGUGCAUAUAACUGUUUUGUGAAAAAUGAGCGAAACUUUAAAAUGUCACAACUUUAUUUUUUACAACCAAUUUUGGUCAAAUUUUCAGCAUUAUGCUUGUUUUAUUUUUUUCUGUUUACUCAAAUCAAUAUUUGCUGGGGUGGACUUGACGUUUAAAGACAUUCGCAAAAUUACAAAGGUCUUAUCUUGAAAUAAUCCUGAACUUCGAUGUGUAUUCAUAGGAAUUUAAAAAAAUACCAAGGAUUAUAUCGAAUUUUUGAGACACUUUCAAGACAAAUGUAUUUUUUACUAAGAAGAAAAAAAAAACCCAACGUAAUUUGGCUUAUCUGCUGGUGACUUUUUUGUAACAUAUGGCAUGUAUGGUAUCCUAUACAUGUAUUUGAAAUAAAAAUUUAGAUGACUCUUCCGGUCAGAGUUCAUUUUUUCUUAUUUUUUGAAGCAUUAAAUCAUGAUUAUCGGGUACAUUUUUUCCGGGGCUUCAUUUCAAAAUGCAUCACAGACAUGAGACACAAUUCUAAAAAUUCGGACACCAGAUUGUUUAACAUGUUUUAAUGUCCCCUCAACUUAAUGUUAACUUUUAAAAAUGGGAUUUAACAAACAGAAUGAGAAUGGAUGGUUUUUCGCAUGGUGUACGUAGUACAAAGACAUUUUCGAUAUCAACUUACUUAGUAGAAAUAGAACCGUAUUUAGUUUAUUACAACUCCAAUUUCAUAUCCGUCCUUUGUUAUAAAUGUAAUCUGAUUUUUAUGAUGUAUUUGUCUUGAAUCAUGUAAUAUAUUGUUUUCCUACUUUCAUAUUCUUUUGUAAAAAGCGAAAAGAGAUUCGCAACUCACCAUUUCCCUUCUCUGUCCUAUCCAUCCCAUUCAUACCCAAAUGUAUUAUUAUUUGAUAUUCUACUUUUUAACCUCUGUGUGUUUGUGAAUAAGGGGAUAUCUCUUCACAAUAUCUGCUUCUGAUUUCAUAUAUACAUUCACUUGUUGCUGAUAACUAUAUCAUAUGGCCUAUUAUGUAUGCCUGCGAUCACAUUGACCAGUUUUUUUUUACUGAAAGAAAAAGAGAAAGAGAAAUAGAAUUAAAAGAACGAAACCUU
Messenger RNA from Lytechinus pictus (painted urchin), 5310 nucleotides. RefSeq lists its product as uncharacterized. The transcript has 2 exons. Lineage: Eukaryota; Metazoa; Echinodermata; Echinoidea; Temnopleuroida; Toxopneustidae. Bases 2393 to 3310 code for a protein of 305 amino acids. The record is from RefSeq and is a predicted model, not a curated record.